GACCCGGAAGUGAGUUGUUGAGUCACUGCCUCUGCCUGCUAGAGUCCUUUGACUGAGCUGGGAUGAAGCAGAAAAGCAUCUUCGAGGAAUAAAAUAUAAUAACAACAUAGUAAAAAUAAUAAUUUAAAAAAUCUUUUUUUUUAAAUAACUUACAGAUAUAUCAAAUCCAAACGUCGCCAAAAUGAUGGAAGAAAUAGACAGAUUUCAAGUGCCGACCGUCCAUUCUGAGAUACAACCCCUGGACCCGGCGGCCUCAUCCGUCUCCGAGGGCGAUUCAGACACACGAGAGGGGGAGACCGUGGCCAUCAAUUACAAGCCGUCCCCGCUGCAGAUGAAAAUAGAGAAACAGAGAGAGCUGGCUAGAAAGGGGUCCCUGAAGAAUGGAAACGUGGGAAGCCCGGUCAAUCAGCAGCCCAAGAAGAACAACGUCAUGGCCAGAACACGGCUGGUUGUCCCAAACAAAGGCUACUCGUCCCUUGACCAGAGUCCUGACGAGAAGCCGCUGGUGGCUCUGGACACAGACAGUGACGAUGACUUCGACAUGUCCAGAUAUUCUUCAUCAGGAUACUCCUCCGCUGAGCAGAUUAACCAAGACUUGAACAUCCAGCUGCUGAAGGACGGCUACCGUUUAGACGAGAUCCCUGACGACGAGGACCUCGACCUCAUCCCCCCCAAGUCUGUGAACCCCACCUGCAUGUGCUGCCAGGCCACCUCCUCCACCGCCUGCCAGAUCCAGUAACCCUCCACCAGAGGAGGGGGAGGCUGCAGUGAGUGCACUCUGCCACCGUGCGGCGACAGAGAGCAGGCAGCUCCCACCACUCCUGCACACUUGUAAAAAAAAAAAAAACAAACAAAAACAAACUACCAGCCAUUGCUUCCUCCUAUGGUAGGACAUGUACUUCUCUGUGUUUAUAGAGCAGGAGGAACCUAGAGCUGGUGGCCCAUCCACAACAACGCAAAAUAAUUCAGAAGAAAAGGCUUGUUUAUAGUAGGUUUGGUGGUUAGCCAGAAUGGCCUAAUGCUUUGUACCACCUCCUAGUUCACAUGAAUGAGGUUUAUAAACACUGUUAGAUCAUCUCCCCUUUCCACACCAUCUUUGGAAACUGGUGUCCAAAUAUUCCAAUGUUUACACUCAUGCAUUUGGUGAGAAAUGUAUAUAUUCAUGCUUCUGUUUCCGCUUUAGAACAUAAGAACGUAAGAAAGUUUACAAACGAGAGGAGGCCAUUCAGCCCAUCUUGCUCGUUUGGUUGUUAGUAGUUUAUAUAGUUGAGGUUUUUUUUUAAUUUAUUUUUUAUGCUCAACCCAAGCAGUUUACGUCAAAUGAGAACCAGUUAUUUUAAAAACUUGAACCCGAAAAUUAAAUGAUGCGAAAGUGUCAGCAAAGUGUCAACAGUGUAAACAAUGACAGAAUGUCAGUGGUGAGUGUUCAACAUGGAGACAAUAAUGCUCUUAAUGGACAAUAUCAUAUCAAACGAGGGCGAAAAUAUCAAAGUGACACUAACCAAUUUGGAUGAAGAGUAGGAAUGAUAAGGAUCUCACAAUGUAGAUUCAUUUAAAUAGAAUAUGAAAUACUAGAGCUCUUACUGUAAAAUACAUAAUGUAAGUGUUUGAUAUAGCUCAAUAAGCAGAACGAAUCAUGUUUCGCAGGACUGGGGUGAGUGCCCUGGAAUGAAGGGGGAGGGGGUGGGAGCGUCCCCAUUUGAUCAGCUGUUCUCCUGUCCCUAGACCUCAUGGCACUGGGUUGGUUGGGCACAGAAGCUUAGUCCUUGAUAGACCUAUGAGUGGAUAAUGUCUACAGUGGGUUGCAGUGGCAGUCUGGUGGCGGUUCCUCCUUGCUUUUUGCUUUUUGCUUUGUGUCCAUGUUUGCCAAACAAGGUGAAUUGCACCUGUGAUUGAGCGUGAGCGCAGUGCGGGGAUAGGGGAAGGAGAGUCUGAACGAGGAUGAGAGCGCUGCAACACACCGCACAACAGCGUCUCUCUCAGUCCACAAGAAACUGAAGCUGGAGCCCAAUGGGUAGACAGAACCCUCCACUGCACCCCCUAAAACUCAGUUCUUUUCACCAAGCCUUCUAAUUCACCCCUUAUAAAAGUUUCCCGUAGUGAAAGCCCAGCAAAGUGUAGUGAAGCACAUGUAAACAAUGUAAAGCUCAGAGAAGUAUGGUAAAGCAUAUUAAAACAUGUCAAACUAUGGUAAAUGCAUAGUAUAACCAGAGGAAAAGCAUGGGGGAAAUUACUGUGCAAAUGUACCAUGGUAGACUUUUACAAGGCACCCCCCCGCAACCAUGCUUAUUAUUAUAUAUCCUUGUGCAUAUCCAGCGAGAGGGAAAUGAACAUUGUGUAAUCCAGUGAGCACCACAGGCUUUGUCUCCAAAGAAGUGCAUUAUAUCCCCUUUGCAGUGCUGUAUCCCAUGUGCAGGCAGUUAUUGUGCCGUACAGCUGGACGUCCUGCUGUAUUCCUGUGUUUUACGGCUCUGUUCAAUCAAACUUCCACACUUAGAAGGAAAAUGCCCCUGUACUAGUUUUCUAAUAACAUACUGUACUUGCAGUUGUACUGAGGCAACCCGCUUCUCAGGAGGUUGAAGGUGAUUCAGUGCAGCCUCCUGUCUUCUAUUAUGUUAAAAAAACUUUUUUUUCUUUCCUUGUAUGAUGAACUCCACACACAGAGUGAACUCCCAGUCUCCAUGUUGCUCGGGUUAGGAGUUUAUAGUAUUUUUCCCCCCUUUUAUUCUCGUUCUACAGUGUGUUGCACGCAUGCCGUCUGUUUGUUCAGUGUGGUUCCCCUCUUUCACCUUCUUGUGUUAGAAAUGUAUGUCUGUUGUAUGUCGGACACACUGACACACAAGGGAAGGGUUAUUUCCUCCCCAGCUCCGCGGUCAGAAAGAACCCGCUCUUCAUCCUCCACAGCAAAAAGACCAAGCAGUUUCAGGGAGAAACAAGACCCCUCGUCUCCCCCGAGAAAAAGAACUUCAAAAUCCAAACACACCCGUGACAGCAGGGAGAAAGACGUGCUUCUGAAAGCAGCGGCGGCCUUUACUGAAAUUCCAGCAGUGACUGCAGGAGUUUGAGAGCUCAAGGCAGGCUCUGCCUCCCCUAUGUAGACCGGGCAGUGGUUUCUGAUACCACAACAGCAUGGCGUGCACAGGAGCAGGAUUACUCUGCAGACGCACACAACCUGAGAGACGAUGACGUCAUGGACUCCGGCCUGGAGGAAGACGUUUCAGUGGCUGGAGACGGUACUGAACCUGUGUAUACAAAUGCAGAUGCUGUUUUAAAAAGAAUGUCAUCAUCCCUCAACAUUACUACCCAGACGAGUACUGAAGAGGACGAUUCCCUAAGUAUCAUUUUUGCAAAGGAUAGGAAAGCCUUUGAAGGUUUCCCCUUCCAUGAGGCAGUCUGGAGGCCCAUUGAGGCUUUAUGGGGUAAGCCAGCUUUUGCUGCACCACGUAUUCCCAGAGUCGACAAGUUCUACAGGGUGCUGGCAAAUCAUAAAGAUCAUAUGUUUAAAAAGCCAAAGGUAGACACCAUUAUGGCAAUACCUGCCACAGGUACGUCAUACAGAUCUGGUCUAGAUUGGGGAGACAAAAAGGUUGAUACCUUCUUGAAAAGAAGCUGCUCCAUAUCAACAAUUACCAAAUACAUGCUGCAAAAUACCAGCACAAGAUGUGGAACCAGCUGUCUGCUUCCUUACAGACUCCUACCCUAAUAGGACGCAAGACAAGCCAUUAGAUCCUGCUCAACAGCCGGGAGAGGUACACCCUUUAAUAAGCCUUAUUUUAACAGACAGAGGUUUAGACAGCAGUCAAACUAAUCAUCAUUUGGGGGACAAAGCCAGUUUCAAUGGAAUCAAGGUUUCAGGCCAUAUAGACCACCCUGAGGCUAUAAUAAGGGAAAGGUAGGCCAUCUACUUCUUCCUGACAUUGUCUGCUCAUAAACCAGUCCACCCCCUCACAUCUGCCUGUAGGGGGAGAGUGUUGCAUUUUCUAAGAAAUUGGCAGAAAAUAACACCAACACCUGGGUCCUGGGGAUAGUACAACAUGGAUACAAAAUAUCAUUCUAGUGUCAACCACCAUCAACAGAUAUCAUCCGUACAUAAAUGGAAUGGAGACAGUGCCUUCUAGCCAUAAGCAUCUGGAACUGGUGCAGGACACAGAACAUCGCUAUUCAGGCAACAUACGUACCCAGGCUCGACAACAGACUCACAGACAUGCUGAGCAGAGAAACAGUGCCUCACGAGUGGAAAAUUCACCCAUAAGUGUCAAACGAGGUAUUCAGCAAAUUAGGGCACCCCAAAUAGACUUACAUGCCACAACACAAAACACCCAGCUGCCACUGUUUUGCUCCCGUUUCUGGGAAAGAGUAGCCAUGACAACAGACAGGCUGUCCUUUUCAUGGUCAAACAGCUUAAUGUAUGUGUACCCUCCCAUGCCACUAAUCCCAGCGGUGCUCAGGAAAACAAGGAGAGACAAAGCCACUCUCAUUCUGGUAGCCCCUUACUGGGCCAAGAGGUUCUGGUUCUCGGAGAUCCUGGAAAUAGCAGAGGAGAGACCUGUGCACUUACCGGUGAGCCGCGAUGUACUGUCUCAAAACAAGGGGAGGAUGCUACACAACAAUCCUUCAUGGAUACGACUAGCUGCCUGGAGAUUGAACGGCAAAAACUAACAAAUCAGGGCCUAUCUGAACAAGUAGUCAAUAUCUCACUUGCUUCAAAGAAAACUUCCACUUUUCUAGCCCUUCAGGAAAAUUGAGAGAGUUUACUCUCUGGUGCAGCUCAAAGCAUCUACACGACACAGAUAUAUCUCUAUCUAUAUUUUUAUCCUACUGUAGUCACCUGUUCUACUGGGCUCUUUCAAUAUCCUCCAUCAAGUUGCAUAUCUCGGCAAUGUCCAGUAUUUUACCUGGGUGGAAAGGUCACCUGGUAGAUUCCCACCCUGCGGUAUCCAGAUUUCAUAAGGGGGUUAACCACCUAAGGCCCCCAAGGAAACAGAUCAUUCCUCAAUGGAGCCUCGGUCUAGUACUGGAUAAACUCAUGGGACCACCAUUUGAGCCCAUGGCGACAUGCAAUGAGAAUUUCCUGACAUGGAAAACAGCGUUCCUAGUCGCAGUGAUGUCAGCAAGAAGGGUAAGUGAGCUUCAAGCACCAGUGAUUGAUGCACCCUACUUCCAGUCAUUCAGGGACAGGAUUGUCUGUAGGCCAAAUCCCCAAUUCCUACCUAAGGUGGUAACACGUUUUCAUAUCAACAAGGUCAUGACUUUUCAUGAUUUCUACCCAAGACCACAUAAAUCAAAAGAGGAGGCUAGACACCACCUAAUUGAUGUACGGAGAGCACUGAAUUUCUAUAUUCUCAGAACUAUCAAUAAGAGAACAUCAGGGCAACUUUUUAUGUCUUUUAACUCUCAAACCCAGGGCAAACCUGUGUCAAAACAGACCAUUUCUAGGUUGAUUACAUCUUGUAUCAAGUUUUGUUAUAAACUUGAUUAAAAAAAACCUGUUCCAGGAGUUCAUCAUUGUACAAAGAAACCAUAUUACAGGUAAUCUUUGUUUUUUUACAUAAACUGCUGCAUUAGGGUUAUUGAUAAUUGAGAAUAAUAUACUGUAUUGCAAAUUGGAUAUAACCCACUGCUUUGGAGACCGAACAUGUGGUAUACAUAGGGGUCACUGCUCUGUAAAUGAGUGGUGUUCUGUAUAACGUGAGAAAUGCAUUGUGCUGGAGACCCGACACACUGCAGUGCAUUGUACAUAGCCUGCCAAUGGUAAACAAAAACAUGACCAGUCAUUAGCUUUGGAGUUUAGUUCAGUAGGUCUGCUGCUCCCGGCAGUGAACCUGUAGGGAACAGAAACAUUGUUAAAGGUGCUGUAUCCACUUUAAAAAAGGGGGUUCUCUUAAAUAACUGCUAGUCUUCGAUAGUUAAAGUCAUGAACCUGCGACUGUGUGGCUACUGCAAUAUAUUUUUAUACUUUAAAAUACAGAUUUAUACAAGAAGUAGAAAAGUACUUUUUGUUUGGAAAUGAAAAACGGGUUUAAUAAAACCCUUUUUUUGUGUUCAGUUGAGUUUUUUUAUGCAAUGUUAGUUUUUUUUUCCUUUUAGUUUUUUUUUAUGUUUUAAUCAUGUUUUUUUAUAUAUGUAUAGGAAAAGGGGGAUAUAGGGGACGCUAAAAUCACAAACACAAAUGCGUAUCUGGAUCCGUGCCUGCAGCUCUGGCUUUGCUUUGGCUGGGAAUGGUAGGGGGUUGUCUUGAUUGGUUGUGAGAAGUUAAACCAGUUAAAUGACACAACUCUUACACACUGCUGACAACCGAGCAGAAUGCUAUAGGCAGCAGUGUGGGGGAGCGUGCAAUCGCUCCAAUACCCAGCAAGCUACUGGGCGCUACAGGGCAGCAUUGAUGAAACCCUUUCCGACUUGAGAAGGGAUAACGUUGGGUGGGGACUGACCAUAAAGAGAAUACAGCACCUGCUAGAUUAGGGUAGAAACUAGAACGUGAUCAAAUGAAAAGAUAAUCCAAACCUCCCGGGCAAAGGGUUUUUCAAGGGUCAUUGUGCAUGUGGGUCAUUCCGUGCAGUUAUUGACCAACAAUCCAACUCACAAUGUGUACACAGACAUAGAUUAUAUAUUAUAGAUCAGAGCGAAACCAUGCAGCAGCUGCUGCUGUCUAGGGAUGCAAGAGGAGUCCUUCAGAAGUCAUUUAUUCUGUCACUGUCUGUGUUUGAACUAACUAGUACGUAGAUCCCUGAGGGUCAUUCACUCUGUGAUCAAGCAUUUUCCUUGUAUCUGAAGUAAUGUACCUGUUAAUGAAGCUUCAAUGCUUUUUCAUUUUUAAAAUGAUUGUAUGUUUUUGUCUUUCAUGUUUCUGUCUUUCAAAACUUCAUACAGUAACGGGGGUGAGCCUUCCUGAUACAGAUAUUUUUUUCUUAAUGAUAUUAUAAAUAUGAUCAGUAUCAGUAGUAGCAGUAUUAAGGAAGAGCAAUAACAACAUCAAAAUAUAGUGUAACAUCAUUGUAUAAGUUAUGCAAUCUCUCAAAACAUCCAUGGCGGGAGUGUGUGCUGUUUCUGCUGUAACUGUCUAGCUGUCUAUAAUAGUUAUUAUUUUGAUGCGCUUCCGUCCAAUGUGACUUGAAUGGAUUUGUAAACUUGUUAAUAUGAGGUUUAUCAAUUCCUCUUCUUUUUUGCUGCUAUGAACUAGAAGGUGUCGAGACUCUUAAACAGUGAAAUGUCUGUAUCGUUUAUGCCAAGCCAGCCACUCAGGAGAGCUGGCUAGACAGCGAACACUGUGAUGAAAAUAACCCGACUACAGUAAUACUAACUAGCACAGCUGGGCCCUGAUUCUGUGUCCGUGUUGAGCACAGUGGCCAGUGCUGUGCAGCAUAAACAGUCUGACAUUUUGAAAGCCAGAAAACCCUUUCUUUCUCUGUGAUUCAGAGGGCUGUCCGGUUUGGAUGUUGCUCUGGGGUUCAGCAAGACUAGAGUGAGCUUGUGUCACUAUCUGAGCUUCUAUAGGAAGCAAGAGCUCCGAUUCAAACCCCAUUUCAAACCUAGCAACUCAAUAAGCACCACCGUUUUUCAUUGGCUGUGUCAAUCAAAUUUUUUUUUUUUAUGAGAAUUAAAAUCAUUACAAAUAAAGCAAUCAUUCCAGUAUGAAGAAAAUAUAUAUAUAUAUCUGCUGCCAUGUUUCUCAGCCUGUAUCUGAAUCUGUCACUUAUCUAGAAAAAAAAGUACUUGGCACAUGGUAAUACUACCUGGUAUUUGAGAAGUAUUUAUCAGCACCUGUUAAAUCAAUCCAUUCAUUAAUGUGCCGAUUUCAAAACAAGAAAAGCUCACCUUCCCUCAGUUAACAAUGGAGUACCAAUCAAUGGCAACUGACUUCUGCAUUGAGUGUUUUAAAAGCCAAUAUGAAGCUAAUUUUCCUCUCAUCCGGGGCGCUGGCAUCUUUACCGCCACAGUAUCAGCAGUUCACACAUUAAUAAGGAUCUCAGAUAGAUAGACGCGUUCUACAACAAACAAAGUGGUGUUUGCUAUUAAAAUAUGCGGUUCAGUGUUGCUGAUAACCAGAGCGACCCCUUUCUUUUCAGCAGUGACCAAAGCCCCUUUCACACUGGCCGGGUCGGAACCUACCCGGGUCAGGACCCGGUGUCAUGCGGGUCGGCUAUGUGAUUUCACACUGCUUUUGAUAAAGCAGGUUGACCUGGGUGACAGACGCAAGUACACCAUGUGCGUAUCAAUGCCCCGGAAGCAGCUUGUUACAGACGCUUCCAUCCAAGCUUCUCUGGAUUGAACCGUCGGCCCAAAUGUUGAUUACAGCAAAUGUUUCUCAUCCCUGCUGCAAUCUGGCUCAAGCAACAAAAAUCUGGCUAAACAUAAUUAACAAAAACGUUCCUUGCGGAAGUGAAACCUUCACACAGACGUGGCUCUUUUGUUAUUUCGUCGGCUUAAGAACGGCCGUCAUGCAUUUUGUCUCGUUCAAUCCUGAGGUGGGUCACUGGGACCCAGGUACGAGGUUUCACACUACGCGGGAUUCUGACCCAGGUCCGGACCCGGGUAGGAGUGCCAGUGUGAAAGGGGCUAAACUGAAUUUAAUUUCUUUCUCUUGAAUUGUUUUUUUCUUUCUUUCUGUUUGUGUGUGUGUUUAUUUAUUCAUCAAAGCAUUAAAAAUAGCCUGCACUAACUGUUGUUAAAGAGUGGCCACCUUUUGAGGGGGGGGGAGUUCAGUGCAGGACACUUCUGCACACAGCAAGGGGGUUCAGCUUUGAGAGUCUGGUCCUCGGUGUCUUCCAGGCUGGAUUAUGCCUACACCAUUAGGUGUCACACAGCGACAGGUACGGGAACAUUAUUUGUACUUGUGCAUGGGUGUAGAUUUCCCCAGAACUCCCAAAAGAUACUAAACAGAUUUGUGUUGUGUUCUUAAGUCACACAGAGCCCUGACUCUCUGGAACGUAAGCAGUACCUCCCACUCUGUCCUCCCCUUGAUCUCAAGUAGCCACUGUGUCUGUUGCCUGAAUCAGAUUCUAAAGGAACCUUAAGAAAGAAAAAAAAAGAUAUGUUUGAUUGUAAACUGAAUAUAGCACCCACUCACGGCUCUGAAUACAUUUGCAAUUAGAGUAUGCCUUAAGUGAUACGUUUCAUAGAACUUAUAUUUAUUGCCAGUGUUAUGUUUUUAAUUUAUUGAAAGACAUACAAAAAGUAUGCAUUUUUUAACAUAGGAACACAUAGUAUUUUAGGUUGUUUUUAUUACGUGAACAUUUCCAAGCCAGUAUUUAACAUUGUUAUUGUUCUGUGUAGUGUAACAUAUCAAUAAAGACAAGUGGACA
Molecule: messenger RNA, 9302 nt
Organism: Acipenser ruthenus (sterlet)
Lineage: Eukaryota; Metazoa; Chordata; Actinopteri; Acipenseriformes; Acipenseridae
Product: protein FAM219A
Exons: 6
Coding region: 182-739 (185 amino acids)
Source: RefSeq, a predicted model, not a curated record